GGGGUCUGAACAAUCUCUCAAAGCGCGGGGACAGACGGGAGCUAAUAUAAACGCUCUGCCCUUCACUCGGGGCUAUCAGGGGCUAAGAAAACAGGGCUACCUCUGUCACUGACCUCAAGCGCUUCAAAGAAGCAGCGGGACGCGCUGAGCUCCUGCCGGCGGUCAUGGCCACGCUGGAGGGCUGCCGCUGUCGGGGUGCCAGCGGCCGAAAAAACAGCAGCAGCAGCAGCAUUCUCUACAGCAUUCUGAAGAGUGAUGACCGCCUGGUGACCGCCGAGGAGCAACAGCAGCAUCCCCAACAGCACACGCUGCAGCACUUGUUCCAGAAGCCCCCCUCUUCCGCUUCUGCCUCUUUGCAGGAGGUCCGACAGCAGGCUUGCUCUUGCGGCUCGUCUCGGCGCCGGGGCGUCCUCCGCUCCCCGCAGGUGACCUGCAAAGCGGCGUCCGCGGUCCUGGUGAAGACGCUGCGCUUCGUGAAAAACGUCCCCUGUUUUCGCGAGCUGCCCGAGGACGACCAGCUCGUGCUGAUCCGGAGCGGCUGGGCGCCUCUGCUCGUGCUGGGACUCGCACAAGACCGGGUGGACUUUGAGACCACGGAGACCGUGGAGCCGAGCAUGCUGCAGCGCAUCCUCACGGGCUGUCCGGACAGGCAGAGCGAGGCUGUGGGCGGCCAGAACAGGGGGGCACCCGGCGUCUCUGUUGUGGACAUCGAAGCGAUCAAAGCCUUCUUAAAGAAGUGCUGGAGUGUAGAUAUAAGCACGAAGGAAUAUGCGUACCUGAAGGGAGCCGUGCUCUUCAACCCAGAUCUGGAGGGUUUGCGCUGUCUGCACUACAUCCAGUCGCUGCGUCGAGAGGCGCACCAGGCUCUAAACGAGCACGUCAGGCUGAUCCAUCGCGAGGAUACGACGCGGUUCGCCAAGCUGCUCAUAGCUCUGUCCAUGCUGAGGGCCAUCAGCCCGCCAGUGGUCGCUCAGCUCUUCUUCAGACCCGUCAUAGGGACUGUCAACAUCGAAGAGGUCCUCAUGGAGAUGUUCUACGGGAAGUAGGUCACGGGUCCAUAGUGGACUGAGAUGAAUUCAGCAGGUUCAGCUGUCAGAUGGACUGAACUGCUCAAAGAUUUAAUUGGUUGGCAGGUGAGGACGACGUGUGGGACUCAAUUAAUUAAAGACAAAUGUAUUUGGGAAAUCUUCAGUGACUGUGAAAUGACCAACACAAGCAAGUGUGAGUGUGCAUGUGAGAAUGAGCGGUACAGAGAAAGAAAGAGAGAAUGUGCUGAGGGAAUAUGUCAUAAUAGAGGAAAAUAUAAAGCAGCUCAUGUAAUUCAUAACUUAUUUGUUUUUAUAUAAAAUAUUUUUCUAUAAUAAUAAUGAUAAUAAAAAAAACCCUAAAAACAAACUACUAUGUAUGUGAGUGAUAAUUGCUCCGUCAUUGCUGACACAUUUUCCUCGGUGAAAUCAGCCCUGGACAAACUCUUACGAAGGAAGAUAAUGUGUCUCAGUACACACGCAGAAAGUACUUAAGAAAUCACGUCGCCUCGAAAAAUAUGAGUCACACUGAUUGAUGUCAACUACAGUUCAGUCACAUCAACUACAGAUUAUCUUCAAAAGGUCAGGGCUUGGUUUAGCAGCUAUUCACUGUCCAGUGAAGGAGGUAAGUUGUGGAGUAUAAACACAGAUGCAGGACUUCUGAAUUCAGGUGAAAUGCCCUGUUAGGCCACCAGAGUGCAACAGUAUACAACGUGUAGCGAUUGUGCAAGUCACAUGGAUCAACUUCCCCUGUCAUGCACACGGAAAGGGGCAAAAGUGGUUGAGGAAAAGGACCUCAGGUAAUGUUCCUGUUCCUCGUAGUCUGGCCAUCACAGUGUGGGCACAGUGCGGUAAGGUAUCAACUUGCUCGCUGGAGAAAAAAAAUAAUCUCCCUGUAACCAACAGAACAAAAGCUAGAGACGCCGCAUAAAAUACACCUAUGGUUUAAACCAGACCUCUGUAAUGAGACACUACUGAGUGAAUGUUCAUCUCAGACAAUGGCACAAGGACUUGCUGCUGUUACACCAUAGCCACACGAUGUUACGAAGCUCAGUCCCUGAACAUCUCAUCUAGCAGCUAUAAUACUUCAUCACUGUUCAGAGGUCAGAUGGCCUGAGCCUGCACUUGGUCUCGCUUUGUGGCAGCACCAAUAAAAUAACCCGGCCAGAUUGUUAGCAUUUUAUAUUAUACCCAAACAAUUGUGGUAGAAGUUCUCACACACUUUAAUUAAGGAACAAGUAGCACACAUUAAAGUAAUACUUCAAGUAAUGGUCCUGCAUUAUACACACAUCAGAAGUAAAAUGGCAUAUGAUCGGAUAAUUAUUGGAUUAAAAACGAUUACAUUUGUGUCACAAUGUUGCAUCAACAUGGAGCAGAUUUUACGUUUCAUAUACUGCGGGGAUAUUAGCCUACAAUAAUAUAUCACAAUGUGGUCAGAUUUAUUUAAUUUGAAUUGAUUAGAACACUCAUUAGUAAAACACAACGAUAUUAAUUGGCAGAAAAUUGAACUACUCAAAUAAAGCACUUAGGUACGUGUGCUUAGCUGCUUUCCACCGUGAUUCCCAAACGACAAAGGAAAGAAAGAGAUGAAAGCAGACGUAAAGCUUCUUUGUUGGGAGUAAAAUUGGAGAAGAUUUCUCAUCUCGGUCACCGAAGUAUGAAAGGACCUCCUGUUUCUGGGUACACCUUAAAAAAUGGGGCGCAACAACAUGGGAGGUGACUGUGUGUGUGUGGCUGUCUCCGAGGUGAGAGCAGAGAAAGGAGAAAGUGCAGGACGAGCUACCUUAUUAAAAAGCCACAAAGCAGGGGGCUUUCGGCGAGAGGCAACAUUGUUAAAUUACGGCUCUUGGA
Messenger RNA from Haplochromis burtoni (Burton's mouthbrooder), 2876 nucleotides. It is a transcript of the gene nr0b1, whose product is annotated as nuclear receptor subfamily 0, group B, member 1. Gene Ontology annotation, cellular component: cytoplasm; nucleus. The transcript is spliced from 2 exons. The coding region runs from base 165 to 1046 and encodes 293 amino acids. The record is from RefSeq and is a predicted model, not a curated record. Gene Ontology annotation, molecular function: transcription corepressor activity; transcription factor binding. Lineage: Eukaryota; Metazoa; Chordata; Actinopteri; Cichliformes; Cichlidae. Gene Ontology annotation, biological process: negative regulation of transcription by RNA polymerase II.